AAUGUAGCUUUUGCUACUUUCUUUUUACUCUCGCUUUUUUCUUUUAUAAUAUUUUCCCCUUAUCUCUAUUUCUUCCUUCUCGAAUUUUCCAAUUAUCUUCCCAUCUCUCCUUGUUCCUACCCACCCCACACCCUCUCACCUCUAUGUGGCGCCGGAAACUUCUAGAAUCACCGAAAAUUCCGACGGUCGUCUUUCUGGGAACUCUCUGUAGUUUUGGCUCCAGAUCUGCGAGAAUAGAAUCAUCGAUCUUCACUAAAUUUUUCAGGUGAUAAGAAGAUAUGACUCCACAGCCAAUAGACCGGAACAGAGGAGAGACGACGGCUGGUGAAACGCAGAGGUCCGUGCCGACACCGUUUUUAACAAAGACCUACCAGCUCAUCGAGGAUCAGUCUAUUGACGACGUGAUCUCUUGGAAUGAAGACGGAUCUACUUUCAUCGUGUGGAAUCCGUCGGAGUUUGCUAAAGAUUUGCUUCCUAAAUAUUUUAAACAUAAUAAUUUUUCUAGCUUCGUUAGGCAGCUCAACACCUAUGGAUUUCGGAAAGUCGUACCUGAUCGAUGGGAAUUCGCAAACGACAGCUUCCGGAGAGGUGAAAGAGGUCAGUUAAUUGAUAUCCAGCGUAGAAAGGUUGUGACAGCGAUUGCUACUCCUUCCGCUGCUACAACAGCGGUGGCGAUUGUGGCUGCUCCACCCCCGCCACCACCUCCGCCUGCUCAACCUCCGGUGACGGUAUCUACCUCGGAUUCCUGUGAAGAGCAAGUUAUAUCAUCAAACUCAUCUGCAGGGAGCACAGCGGAGCUUUUAGGAGAAAACGAACGGUUAAGAUUGGAGAAUUUACAGCUCAACAAAGAGUUGAACAGUAUGAAGAAGCUCUGCGGCAAUAUAUACGGUAUGAUGUCUAAUUACGCACAGCCUUCCAGCAGCGGUAAUCAAUCGGCGGAGAGUAGUUCGCCGGGGUUGAGGCCACUGGAUCUGUUACGGACGGAACAGUACUUAGCUGAAUCACAGGUGAAGGCGGUAGAGGACGGCGAGAGCCUGGAGGAACCGGAGGCGAGAUUAUUCGGUUUCUCGAUAGGCAUGAAGCGUGUUAGGGAAGGGGAAGAAGCAAGGACUUAUCAUGCUCAGGAUUUACAGCUGCAGCAACCUGGAACAACUGAUGUUAAAUCAGAAGCGUCUGAUCAGGAAAGUAACGGUGAAAGUGAUGAGAGAUCGUGGCUGGUACAUUGCGGUGGACGAAAUCAAAGAACUUGUAAUUGAUAGUUUUGUUGAUGUGAUGAACCUUAAUUAGAUUAUAUUAGAGAUUAUAUUAGCUGAUCAAAAUCGAAAGAGGUGAUAAUUAUGUGGGGAGGGGGACUUAGGGAUUAUUACUAAUCUUGAAGAAGUUUCUUUGGUUGAGAUCCUUCUUGAUUUAUUUUGUUGCAAACUACUACUACUUUCUUUUGUAGCAGUAAAUAAUUAAUCGUUUUCCACUGCUCUCUUUUGAAAGAGCUGACGGGCGGACAACUUUUUGAGAAAAUUGUGCAAGCAAAGUACGUUUAUAUCCUUGGAUCCUUUUGUAAUUUUGCCACUACAAAGAAAAAAGUUGAUCAAAAUAGUUUCUUUGAGAUAA
This is a messenger RNA of Solanum stenotomum, 1608 nucleotides long. Its product is annotated as heat stress transcription factor B-2a-like. The transcript is spliced from 3 exons. The coding region runs from base 279 to 1256 and encodes 325 amino acids. Gene Ontology annotation, molecular function: RNA polymerase II cis-regulatory region sequence-specific DNA binding; DNA-binding transcription factor activity. NCBI's taxonomy places the organism in Eukaryota, Viridiplantae, Streptophyta, Magnoliopsida, Solanales, Solanaceae. Gene Ontology annotation, biological process: regulation of transcription by RNA polymerase II. The record is from RefSeq and is a predicted model, not a curated record. Gene Ontology annotation, cellular component: nucleus.